Molecule: messenger RNA, 888 nt
Organism: Spirodela intermedia
Lineage: Eukaryota; Viridiplantae; Streptophyta; Magnoliopsida; Alismatales; Araceae
Source: the annotation of a GenBank genome assembly
AUGGCGGACCUAGGUGCUCUUUCUCCUCCGCGGGGGACGCAGACCCCGGCCAUCUCCUACCCACCGCCGCCGCAGCCUCCAAUUCUCCCAGACACCAGCUUCCCCAUCUUGGUCGUCUCAGUGCUCGGGAUCCUCACCACCGCCAUGCUCCUGGUCAGCUAUUACGUUAUCGUCGUCAAGUGUUGCCUGAACUGGCGGCGCUCCGACGAGAUCGGCCGCCUCUCCGACUUGCGAACCCGGCAGUUACUAUGGCGCCACGACGAACUCUCCGCCGCGUGCGAGCGACGGGGUCUCGAGGAGAUGAUGAUCCGGGCCAUCCCCAUCGUCCGCUUCGGGAAGCCCUGCACCGGCACCGGCGGCGAGAAGGAGGGACUCCUCCGCGACUGUGCUGUCUGCCUCAGCGAGUUCCAAGACGGGGAGGUCCUCCGGCGGCUACCGGCCUGCUCCCACCACUUCCACAUCGACUGCAUCGACAUCUGGUUGCAGAGCAGCGUCAAUUGCCCCGUUUGCCGGUCGGAGAUCACCGGUGUAGAGUCGAUAUCACCCCACAGCGUGGUGCUGGAGGUAGGAGACGACGGCGGCCAGCUGCAAACUUCACCGAGGAAGACGGAGCCGCAGAGGUCUCUACAGGAGAAGGGCCGGAAGCUCCACCAGGGAGCGAGCAUGGGGGACGAGUGCAUCGAUGUGGGAGGGAGGCAUAGGGACGAAGACUUCUCCGUCUUGCCCAUAAGGAGGUCCUUCUCUAUGGACUCUUCGUGCUACUGGCAGCUCAGCCUGUCCAACCAGGAGAUCCGAGCCCAGGGUGCAGCGGCGGCAGCGCCAGGCUCCGGCGGUCCAUCUUCUCCUUCGGCCGCGGCCCCCGAAGCGUUAUUCAAUCGGUGUCCAUAG